GCCAAGUCAAAUUUUGUUGAAUGUAUAUAGCUUUUUUUGGGAGUGUAGAAUUUUACGUAAUGGUUAUAAACUAUAAUAUAAGUACAGUUUUAAGAUAUCAGUUUAAAUUUCGGUUAAAGCAAUAUUUCCCAUUUAUGAUUAGAAAUUCGAAAUGGUUUGGUUAUAUGGUGAGGAGAAGAAAAAUCAUCUUCUUUAUGAAUUCAAAUGAAGGAAGAAGAAGAGAAAAAUCAGGCUUUGAUCAACCAUGCAAUGAAGCAGGUAGAGACUUCUUUGAAUGCGGUGGAAGCAAUCACAUAAUGUAUAUAUAUACAUACAAACUCGAACGCAGAGAGCUACGAGAGAAACAAUAUCAAAUCUUCAAUAAUCUUGAGAAGAUAAUAUAUAAACAAAAUGGGAAGAUCACCGUGUUGCGAUCAAGACAAAGGCGUGAAGAAAGGACCGUGGAUGCCCGAAGAAGAUGAUAAGCUCACGGCUUAUAUAGAUAAGAAUGGUUAUGGGAAUUGGCGAUCGCUUCCUAAGCUCGCUGGACUUAACCGCUGCGGCAAGAGCUGUCGUCUCCGGUGGAUGAAUUAUCUCCGGCCUGAUAUCCGGCGAGGCGAGUUCUCCGAUGAAGAAGAGAGUACCAUCGUUAAACUACAUGCCCUUCUUGGCAACAAAUGGUCCAAGAUUGCGAGUCAUCUUCCAGGAAGAACUGAUAACGAAAUCAAAAAUUAUUGGAACACUCAUAUGAGGAAGAAGUUGUUGCAAAUGGGGAUUGAUCCAACCACGCACGAGCCAAGAACCAACGAUCUUAGCUCUAUCCUCGAUGUUUCUCAAAUACUCGCGGCAGCGACUAGCAAUGGCCAAUUUAACAGUAACAUCUUCAACAACAACACUGCUUUGCAAGAUCUUCUCAAACUCCAAUUGAUCCAUAAGAUGCUUCAAAUCAUAACCCCCAAAGCAAUACCAAACAUCAAUGGCUUCAAUGCCAGCUCACUGAAUCCUAAACCGGAACCGGUACUCAAUAGCUUCAACACCAAUUCAGUGAAUCCUAAACCGGAGCCGGCGGCUGGAGAAUUAAAUGCUAUUGAUCCACAGGUUUUCAUAAACCAAAGUACAAAUGAAGAUUUCAUGCCAUCGUUCGAAGAUAAUUGGGAUGGUUUUGAAAAUAACCAGCUUCCUGGUUUAGUUACGGUUUCUCAGGAGGAUCUGAAUUCAGCAAAACCGGGUACGAGUACUGCCACUGAGGUAACUGAUCAAACCAGAGCCGGUAUGAUCCUGGGUUAUUAUGGUGAUCAAAUUCCAUCUUCUGGUUCGGUAUCGGUUACUCCUGAGACAUCCGAUAUGAACCACCCUGGUACGACUCAACACUCCUCCGGUUCAGAUGUCCUAGAGGACUGGGAGAGGUUCCUUGAUGAUGAAACAAGUGAUUCUUGCUGGAAAAGUUUCUUAGACUUAACGUCGCCCACAUCGUCACCCAGCCCGUGGUAGAACUGGAUUUUUGUUCAAGUCCUAUACUUAUAGUUUUGAAGAAAAAGCACACACAAAAUGUUCGAUUAAUAUUUUAAUUUUUUGUAAUAAAAUUAUUGAUUUAUAUAUGUUUGUAUUUUUUUUUUGUUAAAUAUGAUUUAUACAAUUUGUAUUUAAAGGAAUGUUAGUAUUUCUAUAAUUUUAAUUUGUUUGUUUGAUGUGAAAAGAAACACAUUGUAAUCACUUUUCUAUACAUUUAAUAAGAAUAUUCUGAAUCAGU
Messenger RNA from Thlaspi arvense, 1729 nucleotides. Lineage: Eukaryota; Viridiplantae; Streptophyta; Magnoliopsida; Brassicales; Brassicaceae. The record is from the annotation of a GenBank genome assembly.